This is a messenger RNA of Gopherus evgoodei (Goodes thornscrub tortoise), 964 nucleotides long. Its product is annotated as C-C motif chemokine 4-like. The coding region runs from base 206 to 523 and encodes 105 amino acids. The record is from RefSeq and is a predicted model, not a curated record. Gene Ontology annotation, biological process: positive regulation of ERK1 and ERK2 cascade; monocyte chemotaxis; inflammatory response. Gene Ontology annotation, molecular function: chemokine activity; CCR chemokine receptor binding. The transcript has 3 exons. NCBI's taxonomy places the organism in Eukaryota, Metazoa, Chordata, Testudines, Testudinidae. Gene Ontology annotation, cellular component: extracellular region.
UGGUAUGAAAUAAAUGUGCUGAGUAAGAGCUUGGCAUGCUCAGCCCUUCACUUUUUAUUAAUUCCUGAGCGUUGGCUCCCAUCUGCUCUGCUCAUGCUGUGACAUCCGGUCUGGAAAUUCCACUCUGCUCCCCUUUGUCUCUCUGCCUCUGGAAUUCCCUAUAAAAGGAGAGGAGACUCUAGCUGCUCAGUGUCCCAGCUGGUGCAUGCAGCAGUCCCUGGUCCAGUUCUGCUCAUCCUCUCUGCACAGCAACAUGAAGGUCUCCGUGGCUGCCCUCGCCGUUCUCCUCAUUGCUGCCUUCUGCUCCCUGGCCUCCUCUGCCCCAGUGGGACCGGACAUGCCCAUCUCCUGCUGCUUCUCCCACACCUCCCGCCAGAUCCCACGCAGCAUGGUAGUGGAUUACUAUGACACCAGCAGCAAGUGCUCCUUACCCGCUGUAGUGUUUAUUACGAAGAAAGGCCGGGCCGUCUGUGCCAACCCCAGCAACUCCUGGGUCCAAGCCUAUGUGACCACCUGGAGCUGAACUGAGCGGAGUGGGAGACGGAGAAUUAUUUCUAUUUAUUAUGUGUAUUACAGUAGCACCUUGCAGCCCCAUUGUGCCAGGUGCUGUCACAUGAGACAAACAGGCAAUUCCUGAGCCCAAGUACUGGCUAUCUAAGAACAGAGUUCAAAGGGCACCGGAAGGACCUCUCCUCACUUCUGCUGACACAAGCCAGGAUGCUGCUACCAACCCACUUUUCAAAGAACUGACAAACGCUGGACUUCUAACAUAUCAUGUGAUGCUCUUUAAGACAUGCAGUUGGGACCCUAUUUUUUGUAUUGCUAAUUAUAUUAUUUAUGGCAUGUGUGCAGGUGGGUCACAUGACUCCCUGUGCAUUGCAGUGACUGGCACAAAAACACCCCAAAUAUGUUGAGUUCUUUGUGCUGUAAUAUUAGGCUAUGACCAGGGAUUGGGUAAAGUGAU